AUGUCAUUAAGUCGUCCUGCAACUCAUGCCGGUUCGUGGUAUUCAAGAAAUGCCGCUGAAUUAUCAAGUCAACUACAAACGUACCUUAAUAAUAGUAAAAAACCAAUAGUGAAAAAUUCAAGAAUAAUUAUAUCUCCUCAUGCAGGAUAUAGGUAUUGUGGUUCUACCAUGGCUUACUCUUAUGCAUCUUUAGAUUUAAACGAAAACAUCAAGAGAAUCUUCAUAUUGGGACCAUCUCAUCAUAUUUUCUUUAGCAAUGAAAUCUUUGUCAGUGCGUUUGAUUCGAUCUCUACACCCUUAGGGGAUUUGAAGGUAGAUAAGGAUUUAUGCUCUAAAUUGGUUAGAAAGAAAAUAUCUGGGAAGAAAAUAUUUUCUUUUAUGAAUCAAGAUGUUGAUACUGAUGAGCAUUCAUUAGAAAUGCAAUUUUCAAUGUUGGUUCAAACCCUAAAUUGGAGGAAAGUUCCACUAGAUAAUGUGAAAGUGAUCCCAAUGAUGGUAUCACAUAACACUAAGGAAUUUGAUAUGUCUGUUGGUAAAAUAUUAUCCGAAUAUUUAAAUGAUCCUUCAAAUUUAUUUAUAAUAAGUAGUGAUUUUUGUCAUUGGGGAAGAAGAUUUGAAUAUACAGGAUAUGUGGGGAGUGAAGAUGAAUUGAAAGAAGCAACGGAAGAAGAAACUGAAAUUGAAAUGUUAACUUCCAGAAGUAAGUUAAAACAUCAUCAAAUCCCAAUUUGGAAAUCUAUUGAAAUUUUAGACAAACAUGCAAUGAGAACAUUAAGUGAUACGCAAAAUUCAGAUAGAUAUGAUGCAUGGAAACAAUAUUUAGAAAUUACAGGCAAUACAAUAUGUGGAGAAAGACCCAUAGGCGUUGUUUUAGCAGCAUUAGCAUAUCUUCCAGAAAAUAGCAAGGUGACUUUUGAAUGGCCUCAUUAUUCUCAAAGUUCACAAGUCCAGAGUUUGGAGGAAAGUAGUGUCAGUUACACCUCUGGUUACGUAACUAUACAAUUGUAA
Messenger RNA from Naumovozyma dairenensis CBS 421, 1008 nucleotides. RefSeq names its product Mho1p (gene MHO1). The record is from RefSeq and is a predicted model, not a curated record. Lineage: Eukaryota; Fungi; Ascomycota; Saccharomycetes; Saccharomycetales; Saccharomycetaceae. The transcript has a single exon. The coding region runs from base 1 to 1008 and encodes 335 amino acids.